Athalia rosae (coleseed sawfly) is the source of this 568-nucleotide messenger RNA. RefSeq names its product 60S ribosomal protein L14 (gene RpL14). NCBI's taxonomy places the organism in Eukaryota, Metazoa, Arthropoda, Insecta, Hymenoptera, Athaliidae. Gene Ontology annotation, molecular function: structural constituent of ribosome; RNA binding. The record is from RefSeq and is a predicted model, not a curated record. Gene Ontology annotation, cellular component: ribosome; cytosolic large ribosomal subunit. Gene Ontology annotation, biological process: translation; ribosomal large subunit biogenesis. Bases 50 to 532 code for a protein of 160 amino acids. The transcript has 4 exons.
CCGGCCGGUUUCCAUUUUAGUUCUUUAGGUCUUUCGCUUCCGGUUAACCAUGCCGUUCCAGAGGUUUGUCGAAACGGGCCGUGUGGCCUAUGUUAGUGAAGGGCCACAGGAAGGCAAGCUUGUCACAAUUGUUGAUAUCAUUGAUCAAAACAGGGUCUUGAUUGAUGGACCGGCUUCAAACAUACCUCGAGGUCAGAUGCGCUUGAGUCAGUUGCAUUUGACAAAAUUCCGCCUACGUUUCCCUUACACUGGUUCAACCCGUGUCGUUCGCAAAGCAUGGGAGGCUGGCAAGAUUGAUGAAUUAUGGAGUCAAUCUAUGUGGGCCAAAAAAGUUGAGGCUAAGAAGAAGAGAGCGGCUCUGAGCGACUUUGACCGCUUCAAGCUUCGUAAGGCCAGACAGGUCAGGAACAAACUAAGGACAAACGCGUUCUUGAGGAUUAAGAAGAAGUCCAAAAAAGACGCUAAGGCCGCUACAACGGCGUCAAAGCCUGCUGCGAAGAAACCCGCAGCAAAGAAGCCGGCAAAGAAGUAAUUGUACAACUUUUCGAAAUAAAUACUAUACAAAGUA